GAGAAUAACCCCACUAUCUCCAUGCUACCAUUCAGCUAUAUAUGCAAUUGACUCGCCUGUGCACCAAAGUUGCUCAUCCUACCUCUACCACACCUUCCAUACACUCGCCCAAGCAUUUUUAAGAAAGAAAGAACAGUAGGAACAAUAACCAUGGUUCGUACAUAUCUCUCCACAUACUUUCUUUACCACAUGAACCAUCCAGCUUAUCCCAUCCCAAUCAGUUUCGAACAAUCGACGGCAUUGCCACCGGAAGCAAUACCGAGGAACGAGUAAAGAAACUCGAAGCACUAGUCACAGAGCUCAAGAAGAUAGUACAAGACCAACAAAAACGCAUCGAAGAACUCGAGAAAUCAAAUGUUCAGAAGACAGUAGAUGAUUUACAGAAGCGUAUGGAAGAACUUGAGAAAUGGCCGGGUACUGGCGAAGAGGCUAUUAUGAAGGUGAGCCUCACUCUCCGAAAUGAGUAAAUCCAUCAGCCAUAUAUUACUUGACUAACUUUACUCUAAAGAUAUUUCAGGAUGCAAAUCAGGAUGCACCACAGGCAGGAAGUCAAGCUCAGCCUGCGACAGAAGGAAAAACUGAACCUUCAGCUGAUGAUUGAUUCGCUGAUUAGUUUUUUCAUUCCAACGUCUGUCUUGGAAGCUCUAGGGUUCAUGUAGAUACACGUCUGGCUGGAUCUUUUGGCCCCCGUGUCUCAAUUGAUUCUGAAUGACAACGGCUUCAUGUCCUUUUAAAUAGCUUGAACGGAACAGAGCGCUAGGAAGUUACUUUGAGGAAAAUCUAUGCCAAUGAAGCUCCUUAUUUGCUCAAGCCUAUUGACCAUAGAAAUAA
Molecule: messenger RNA, 831 nt
Organism: Sclerotinia trifoliorum
Lineage: Eukaryota; Fungi; Ascomycota; Leotiomycetes; Helotiales; Sclerotiniaceae
Source: the annotation of a GenBank genome assembly